Trichomonas vaginalis G3 is the source of this 1143-nucleotide messenger RNA. RefSeq lists its product as uncharacterized. NCBI's taxonomy places the organism in Eukaryota, Parabasalia, Trichomonadida, Trichomonadidae. Bases 1 to 1143 code for a protein of 380 amino acids. The transcript has a single exon. The record is from RefSeq and is a predicted model, not a curated record.
AUGGUCAUCAAAGAAGAUAAAUUGCCUCAGUCGGAAUUCCUUCAAACAUUUUCAGAUAUUGUACCAAUACAAAAAAUCCUUGAAAAAUGCAAUUCAGUGAAAGAUUUACAUCCUGAUACCAUUAUAUAUCUCUUAUACACAAUAAAGGAUGAUUAUAUUCUUAGAAACUAUGAAAAUAUCAGAAGAGCUUUAGAAACAGUUUCUCUUUCAAAGCAUUUAAGAUCAAUUUUGGAAACAGAAAAUCAAAGAUUAGUUAUGUUGCUGCUACUAAACAACAAUAUUUUGGAUUAUACAUUGAAUGACUCUAACAAGGACAUUAAUGAUCCGUGUUUUACUGAAUUAAUGCAUUUGAUGUCAUUCCUGUUUGAUUAUAUUUCAAAAUCAAUUCAAGAUAAAUCUCAAUUUCUCAAAGGAGUUAAAAUUGAUAUUAGCAAAAUAUUUAAAUUAAUUGAGGGAGGAAUCAAAUUAAAUGAUCCAACUCCUGCUAUUAAUUUAGCAUACACAGCAAUAAAAUUUAAUUCAAAUUACGCUGUUUAUUUCGGAGAAAGAUUUAAAAAGCUUAAAUUCGCUAAAGAAGAAUUGAAGAAUGAGAAUAUCAAAAUUUUAAUUUCAUGUGCUCAAAAUUGUCAAAAUCUUGAAAACUAUUCAAAGAUUAUCGAAGAAUUCAUACAUGAAAUUCGGUUUGUUAGGUGGAAUUCUAAAAAAUAUGAAUACGAAUGUUUAAAUGCAUUAUUAAUUCCGGCAGUACAAUAUGCAAGUGAUUUCAAAGGAAUAACAGUCCCUUAUCAAUUCUUUAAAUUUAUUGGUUAUAUUUUAGAAAACUAUGAUGUAUUUAGUGAAUUAUUUGCUACAGCAUUCCAAUUGGCUACCACAUCCUGCAGUAAAUCAAUCGAUAUUAAUUUAACAAGGAAGGUAUUUGACAAACUAAGAGAUAUAAUAGAAUUGAUUAGAAAAUCCCGACAAGAUGAUCGUGUGAAACUUCUUGGUAUAAUUUAUGAACUUGUUAACAAAUGGAAUGAAGUUUCAAAUCGCAAAUUUAAGAAAAUUCCUAUAAGUAGAACCGAUUAUGAUGAUUUAAUUAAAUUAGCAAAAGAUAAUGAACAAAUUAUUACAGGUUUAUUUGAAAGAGGAUUAUAUUUCUAG